Messenger RNA from Parnassius mnemosyne (clouded apollo), 669 nucleotides. Lineage: Eukaryota; Metazoa; Arthropoda; Insecta; Lepidoptera; Papilionidae. The record is from the annotation of a GenBank genome assembly.
AUGAAAGAUUUAGUAACAGGUUAUGAAUUAGAACCAUCUGAUGAACUGAUGGCGGCACAAGCAUUCUUUUUCUUUAUCGCUGGAGCUGAUGUAUCGGCAUAUACUAUGCAUUUCGUUCUGUUGGAGUUAGCAGGAAAUCUUGAUAUUUUACAAUGGUUGCAUGAUGAAAUAGACAACGUUUUUGAGAAAAGUGUCGAUCAAAUUUCUUUUGAUGACAUAGAAAAUAUGAAGUACCUUGAUAUGGUUAUGAAUGAAGCUAGUCGAAAAUAUCCAACAGUUGGUAUUAUUCAAAGAAGAUGCACAAAAGAUACCACACUACCUAUUGGACAAGUGAAAAUUGAAAAAGACGUCACAGUGGUAAUCCCCGUUUAUGCAAUACACAGAGAUGAAAGAUAUUACCCAAAUCCCGAGUUAUUUGAUCCAGAGAGAUUUUCUCCAGAAAAUAUGUCUAAAAUUCCAAAAUUUAGUUACCUACCAUUUGGAGAAGGAAAUCGAAGUUGUCUGGGUGCAAGAUUUGCCCGGCUUCAAGUGAAAGUUGGACUAUCGUGGCUCUUAAGAUAUUAUACAUUAAAAAAACGCGCUUACAGACCAAAAUACUUUGAACCAAGCUCUUUCGCUCUACGAGAUACAAACGCCCGCUUCCAUCUCAUUCCGAGAAGGAAAGUUUAA